AUGGUUCACUGCGCCGGCUGCAAAAGACCCAUCCUGGACCGCUUCCUGCUCAACGUCCUGGACCGGGCUUGGCACGUGAAAUGCGUCCAGUGUUGCGAAUGUAAAUGUAACUUGACGGAGAAAUGCUUUUCCAGAGAAGGAAAACUCUACUGUAAAAACGACUUCUUUAGGUGUUUUGGUACCAAGUGUGCCGGUUGUGCGCAGGGCAUCUCUCCGAGCGAUUUGGUCCGGAGGGCCAGAAGCAAAGUCUUUCAUUUGAACUGUUUCACUUGCAUGAUGUGCAACAAACAACUGUCUACCGGCGAAGAACUUUAUAUCAUCGAUGAGAACAAAUUUGUCUGCAAAGAAGAUUAUCUGAGCAACAGCAACUCUGCCAAAGAGAACAGUUUGCACUCAGCUACAACUGGUAGCGACCCCAGCCUGUCCCCGGAUUCGCAGGACCCCAGUCAGGAUGACGCCAAGGACUUGGAAAGCGCCAAUAUAUCCGACAAGGAGGUGGGCAGUAAUGAGAACGACGACCAAAACCUGGGGGCCAAACGGAGAGGGCCCCGCACCACCAUCAAAGCCAAACAACUGGAAACCCUCAAAGCAGCCUUUGCCGCCACUCCCAAACCCACCAGGCACAUCCGUGAGCAGCUGGCACAGGAGACUGGCCUUAACAUGCGCGUCAUCCAGGUUUGGUUCCAGAACCGGCGUUCUAAGGAAAGGCGCAUGAAACAGCUGAGCGCACUCGGGGCCCGCAGGCACGCGUUUUUCCGCAGCCCCCGCCGCAUGAGACCACUGGUGGACCGUUUGGAGCCGGGCGAGCUCAUUCCCAACGGGCCGUUUUCUUUCUAUGGAGAUUAUCAAAGCGAAUAUUAUGGACCCGGAAGCAAUUAUGAUUUUUUCCCGCAAGGACCUCCAUCUUCCCAAGCUCAAACCCCAGUGGAUCUCCCCUUCGUACCCUCCUCAGGACCAUCAGGGACCCCACUUGGGGGGAUGGACCAUCCUUUACCUGGACAUCAUCCUUCCAGCGAAGCUCAGCGGUUCACAGACAUCAUGUCCCACCCUCCCGGAGACUCACCUAGUCCAGAACCCAAUUUACCUGGCUCCUUGCACUCCAUGUCAGCAGAAGUCUUUGGACCAAGCCCUCCAUUUUCAUCCAUAUCGGUCAACGGAGGUGGUAACUACGGUAACCACUUGUCGCAUCCGCCGGAAAUGAAUGAGGCUGUUGUAUGGUAG
Ahaetulla prasina is the source of this 1221-nucleotide messenger RNA. RefSeq names its product LIM homeobox 1 (gene LHX1). Bases 1 to 1221 code for a protein of 406 amino acids. The record is from RefSeq and is a predicted model, not a curated record. NCBI's taxonomy places the organism in Eukaryota, Metazoa, Chordata, Lepidosauria, Squamata, Colubridae. Gene Ontology annotation, molecular function: DNA-binding transcription factor activity, RNA polymerase II-specific; RNA polymerase II transcription regulatory region sequence-specific DNA binding. Gene Ontology annotation, cellular component: nucleus. The transcript is spliced from 5 exons. Gene Ontology annotation, biological process: regulation of transcription by RNA polymerase II; neuron differentiation.